AGAGACGGUCGGAGCUGCGGCGCGUCGCAUUCAUUCAGCAGCGCUCGUGUUGAGUGAAUUACUCACAGGAGGAGAGUGGAAGUGAAUAUUCAGCAGUGGACUCAGAGCUCAGUGCGUAAUACGGAGACGCCGGGAACCCCCAGUCUACGAGGAAAGACAUGGAAGUUUGCAAAGGACGUUUUCUGGGCAUUUCGGUGGCCGUUGCGCAUGGGUUUUUCUCGGGAUCGCUGAAUAUUUUGUUAAAGUUCCUCAUUACGACCUACAGCUUUAGGUAUCUGACUUUAAUUCAGUGUCUGACCAGCAGCACUGCGGCUCUCACAUUAGAGGUGCUGAGGAGACUGGGCAAAAUAGAUAUACCUCCCUUCAGCCUCCAGUUAGUCAAAGUUUUUGCGAGUGUCUGUAUUUUGGCAACUUUGCAGUCCACAUUAACCCUCUGGUCUCUCAAGGGAUUGAGUUUGCCCAUGUAUGUCGUGUUUAAGCGAUGCUUGCCAUUGGUAACGUUAGGGAUUGGAGUGUGCGUGCUGAAGAACGGGAUCCCAUCAGCUGGGGUAAUAACAGCAGUUAUCAUCACCACUGGCGGGGCUGCACUGGCUGGUGCUGGAGAUCUAACAGGUGACCCUUUUGGCUACGUGACUGGCAUUUUAGCUGUGAUCGUCCACGCCUCCUACUUGGUGCUCAUCCAAAAAGUGAGUGCAGACAGUGAUUAUGGGCCGCUCACGGCCCAGUACACCAUUGCAGUGGUGGCCUCUCCCAUUCUCUUCAUCUGUUCCAUUGCAAGCAUGGACGCCAUUGACAUGUGGACAUAUGAAGGUUGGAAGAACCCGUAUAUCACAGGUAUCUUCUGUACCUGCAUCCUCAUUGGCUGUGCGAUGAACUUUACCACAUUGCACUGUACCUAUAUCAACUCGGCCGUCACCACCAGCUUUGUGGGGGUGGUCAAGAGUAUAGCUACUAUCACUGUGGGCAUGCUGGCCUUCAGUGACGUGAUGCCAACCAAACUGUUCGUGGCAGGCGUGGCAGUUAACACCAUCGGCUCCAUCACCUACUGUGUGGUGAAGUAUCAAGAAACCAAAAAGAAGUUAGCCUACCAGGAUAUGGAUGAGUCUGCUAAGGAUGAAGAACUUCCAGGAGAACCUUAUGUGGAACCCGCCAAGCCUGAUGGAGAUACGGAAACUCUUCCAAAUGAUCUGGAGAGCGUUCCCAAUGGCAGCCUGACGGCAUCAGUUGACGGCAAUGACCAGGGUGAUGGUCAUUGCCAUCGUGAGAAUAAAGUGGCAGAGUCCAUAGAAUUAGAAAGACCGGGGAUCCCAUCAGAUGAUCCUACGAGACAAUCUCUGAGCGACAGUUACGUAGGGGUCUGGAGAUCUAUUCGCACCUUAAAGUUCUUUAAGAAAGACACUUUACUUGACAACAUGGAGGUUCAAAGUCCUUGAUGAUUGGUUUUCUGCUUGACAGAAGUGCAUGUUAAGUUUAAGUAUUGUUGAACUGGUGUGAACAAUGUUUGCCUUUUUCUCUCCUGAACAUGAUUUUAUGAAAAACAUUUAUUUUUUAUAAAAAGGUAUAGUCUGUUUGUAUAUUAGAGGGAGUAUAACUAUAUGACAU
Molecule: messenger RNA, 1602 nt
Organism: Onychostoma macrolepis
Lineage: Eukaryota; Metazoa; Chordata; Actinopteri; Cypriniformes; Cyprinidae
Gene: slc35d3
Product: solute carrier family 35 member D3
Exons: 2
Coding region: 159-1433 (424 amino acids)
Cellular component (GO): Golgi apparatus
Molecular function (GO): antiporter activity
Source: RefSeq, a predicted model, not a curated record